Molecule: messenger RNA, 513 nt
Organism: Cylicocyclus nassatus
Lineage: Eukaryota; Metazoa; Nematoda; Chromadorea; Rhabditida; Strongylidae
Source: the annotation of a GenBank genome assembly
AUGACUAGGGAUGGGCAAAGUAUUCCAAGCCACGACAAACCACGAUUCGAGUCAUGGAAUUUGGUGACUCCCACUGCUGCUUUGAGAAUCUUCCAAGCGCUGUUUUCGGUAUGUACACUUGCAUUGCUUAUGAGCGUAGGAUCCCACUUCUCGCCAACUUAUGCAGCCCUUGCGACUGCUACAGCCGCUUCAGUCAUUAGCCCAGCUUUGGUUCUGAUCUUCGCUUUCAACCUGCACUCUAUCACAACGAACAUAGACUGGAUCCUCUGGGAAUCCAUCUAUGCAGGCUCUUUCGGGUUCCUCUUUGCGGUGAAUAGCAUAACAAUGACAUAUAGCAGUAUGCGAUGGGAGUACACAGCUUGGUAUUUGGGAGCGGUGACCUGCUUUCUCGUCGCCAUCGCUUUCUUGGUUGACUUGGCGAUGUUGGUGCGAUUGCAAGUGAAAAAUCCGUGCGCUCGUCAUAGUCAAGACUCAGCACGAAUACAUCUGCCGAAAGCAGAGAUAGCCUUUUGA